AUGGCCGCAUCUUCUAGUGUGGUGAUCAAGGUUAAGUAUGGUGAUUCACUUAGGCGCUUCAGUGCCCAGAUUGUUGGGGAUGAACUUAAUUUCACUAUGGAUGGAUUGAAAAAGAAGAUCCUUUCCCUCUUUAGCUUUGACGCGAAUGCCGAGUUGAUGCUUACCUAUGUUGAUGAAGAUGGUGAUAUAGUGACCCUUGCCGAUGAUGAGGAUCUUCGUGAUGUGGUGAAACAGGAUUUGAACCCAUUGAGAAUUACUGUUAAAGUGAAUUCAAGUUCGAGUUCGACUCCCUUGUGGUCGCCUCGCAUUCAGCAGCCACAGCAAGAUCCAAACAGUCGUAUCUCUGAAGUUCUUAGAACACUACCAGGGCCGCUGAAGGAAACACUCGUGAAAGUAUCGGCUGAUUUGGCUUCCAAAGCAUCAUCCACUAAUCUUGUCCAACAACCACUGCAAAAUCUGAACACUGGUGUGUCUCAAAUUCUGAACACUGUACCAGAGCCUCUACGUGAGACUCUCCUGAAGCUUUCAUCUGAUCUAGCUUCCAAAGCAUCAUCCUCGGCUCCUGGUAGUAGUAUUAUGGAGCUUGUCGAUCACUUCUCAAAUUUGGGUCUGUCUUACAUGGAUCAGCUUUCACAGGCUGCCCAACCUGGAGGCAAUUCCUCUAUCGUUGAGGGUGGUAUUUCUAAAAGUGGCACAGCAGCAGAAGAAAAUAGGGAGUCGGGCAUCUCAGCCACACCGAAAGAUGUAUCAGGUGUGAGCUCAGACAAAGAGAGCUUGGAAAAAAUAAACCCUGAGGAUGAGGUAAACGUUUACAACGUAACUGGAGGAUCUGUUGAUCAGUCAUCUGAGAAUAUCAAUGUUGCCCAUCCUGGCAAUGCUUCUUCGCCAAAAUCAGGGAAGCCGGCCGUUACCUCGCAUAGUUCGAGAAAGAAAGAAUUGUUGGUCAAAAAGACCAUUUUGAACAAAAUAAAUGGAAAGUCUCAUUUCCUCAAUCGGCAGUCGCCUCAUGAAAAUAAUAUUGGGAAAACAGCAUGUCCUGUCAGGCCCUCUGACUUGCCACCUGUUGCAAAUCCUUUCGGUAUCACGGAGGUCACCGGUAACCUGGGUGAGACUAAAGUGGAACCAAAACCUGCUAGUGUCGUUGCUGCUGAAUCUACAAAGGGAGACUGCAUUGAUAACAGAAUGAAAUCUGAUGUUUUAAAGAGAACUUCAGGCCCAUUUUCUACUGCUAGUCCUGGCCGUUAUAUCCCGGGCAUAUAUUCUGGUUCUAUUCCCACAUAUCAGUGCCCAUUUUCUGGACUGGUUAUGGGGAGUCAGACGCCUGCUUCACAAUCUGCUACUGAAAUGGGUCCCUUGGGGUGGAAUGUUAGUCAGAAUGAUUGCAGUGAGAAUAUCUUCCAUCGUGGGAUUUGUUGUGAUGGAUGUGGGGUCCACCCCAUAACUGGCCCUCGGUUCAAGUCAAAAGUAAAGGUGGACUAUGAUCUUUGCAGCAUCUGCUUUGAAGAAAUCGGAAACAUAAAUGAUUAUAUCAGAAUGGACCGCCCAGCAGUUUACCGACCCCAUCCCCAUGUCCCCUUUAGUGGGCUGCAUGAUCGACGCAGGCAGCAACAGGUUCUCAGGAGCUUUAAUGUCAAACCAGUAACAACAAAGCCAGACAGCCUCUUCAUUCGGGAUGUGAACAUAUUUGAUGGUACUGUUAUGGCACCUUCAACUCCAUUCACCAAAAUAUGGCGGAUGAGGAAUAAUGGGACUAUUGCAUGGCCAAAGAAAACACAACUUGUCUGGAUAGGUGGAGAUAAGAUGAGCAAUGACCUCGCUGUGGAAGUACAAAUUCCUGCAACUGGUUUGAGGGUAGAUGAGGAGCUUGAUGUUGCGGUUGAUUUCAUUUCCCCCGAGACUCGUGGCCGUUAUGUUUCUUACUGGAGAAUGGCACUACCAUCGGGCCAAAAGUUUGGGCAGCGGUUUUGGGUUGCCAUUCUGGUUGAUACUUCGCUUGAAGAGUCCCCACGUGAAAGUGUUCGGGACCUGAAUCUGAACCUGCCCCCUGUGAGCUCCUCAUUUACUGGGCCUGAAAUUAUCAACAUCGAGCCUGAACCGAUGGUUGAGGACAGCUCUUAUGGGGCCUCCUACAAAUCGAAGAAGUCUGAGAAAUUACCAGUGCCGCCAAAUGCAGAUCAAGAGCUGAAAUUCCCUAUAAACGACAACUUGUUGGUUGGGGACAGUGCUGCUUCAUCAAGUACUCGUCCAUCUGAGCAAGUUUCGUACCCUAUCAUUGACAUCUCUGAUAUUGCUCCACCUGUCACCUCUGUACCGGCCCCUACCACCACAUUCUUUUCGCAAAACCCAUUUGGAAGUAUUCCAGCUGUUGGCAGUGCACAGGAGACUGAGGUUGAGCUCCCUGGAAAGAUGGAGAUGGAGGAGAAGCUUCUCAAGGAAAUGGAGGAGAUGGGAUUUAAGGAGGUUGAUUUGAAUAAGAGGAUGCUGAGGAGGAAUGAGUAUGAUUUGGAGCAAGCUGUGGAUGAUCUCUGUGGUUAUACUGACUGGGAUCCUAUUCUUGAGGAGCUACAGGAGAUGGGUUUUCAUGAUACUGAAACAAACAAGAUGCUGCUGAAGAAGAAUAAUGGGAGUAUCAAGCGCGUGGUCAUGGAUCUGAUUGCUGGGGAGAAGAUUGAGUAA
Messenger RNA from Striga hermonthica, 2676 nucleotides. NCBI's taxonomy places the organism in Eukaryota, Viridiplantae, Streptophyta, Magnoliopsida, Lamiales, Orobanchaceae. The record is from the annotation of a GenBank genome assembly.